Molecule: messenger RNA, 9616 nt
Organism: Paramisgurnus dabryanus
Lineage: Eukaryota; Metazoa; Chordata; Actinopteri; Cypriniformes; Cobitidae
Gene: cspg4ba
Product: chondroitin sulfate proteoglycan 4ba
Biological process (GO): anatomical structure morphogenesis
Source: RefSeq, a predicted model, not a curated record
UGUGAAAAGAUUUUAAAGGACUUCACUUGUGGAACCGCGUUGAACUUGUUAACACAAUGAAUUUGAAACACAAUAUUUUUCAACUUUAAGCGGAAUAAUCACACAACACUGAUGUUAAAAUGAAGAAGACCCUUUUAAUAAACGGACUGCUUUUGCUCUUUGUCGGACUCGCACAAGGGGCUUCAUUCUUUGGUGAUGGAUUUGUGCAGUUGAAAGGGACAGAGUCGUCUAGCCGUAACACGCUGCACGUCCGCUUCCGCACCUCCAGCCAAAGCGGCCUGCUUUUCCUAGCUGCAGGGCAGGCAGAUUACAUCCUGCUGGAGAUGAAUGCUGGCAGACUGCAGGCACGGUUGGACCUGGGCUCUGGAGAGCAGAUUCUUCUUUCCGACAGUGGCACCCAGCUAAAUGAUCUGGCCUGGCACAACAUACAGCUUCUCCAUGAAUACCACAAUGUCACACUGACUGUGGACAACCACUCCAAGAGCAGCUUGGGAAUGCCAGGUCCAGAACAGCAGCUGAACAUCAACAUUGGUCUGUAUGUGGGUGGUACCGGAGGUUUGGAUCAGCCCUAUCUGUCCAGUGAUCUCAAUGGCUUCCGUGGUUGUCUUGAUGAAGUUAUAUUUAAUCAGCACAACCUUCUCUCCUCACUGAGGCCCUACUCAGGAUUUAAGAAUGUCUAUGAGGUUUCUCUUGGAUGCAGCCCUCAGUUCUUUGCAAAUGAGGAUGAUCCAAUCAGUUUUUUCAGCUCGAGGGCUUACAUGUCCCUUCCUCCAUGGACUGCACAACAAGAGUGGGUUCUCGAAAGCUCAGUCCACACCUCGGCCGAAGAGGGGAUCAUUAUGUACAACUCUGCACGGCAGGGAGAUUUUGUCGCCUUGGAGAUCCAGAAAGGUCUUCUUGUUGCUGUGGUUGGUAAAGACGGCACUAAAACAGAACUACGUUCUCUCACCUUCAUUAAUGACAAUAAGUGGCAUGAUGUCAAACUCUACUUCACUCCGAAAAGCCUCCAACUCACAGUAGAUGGAGAGACUGUAAAGUCCAGCAUUAGCUCUAGAUCCAAAACCUUACACCUGAAAGGUUUGCUUUUUCUCGGGGGAAUCGAUGACAGCACACGUUCUGAGGUCAGAAAGGUUGGCCUUUCUUCAGUGGCAGGAAAGCGUGUUAAAGGCGGUUCCUUUAAAGGAUGCUUCAGGAACAUUAGAAUAAAUAAUGUUAAAAUGGGUCUCCCCAAUGCUGUGGUUUCUAAAGACAUCUCUGUUGGCUGUGAACCUGAAAAGGAGUUGGAGAUGAGCACCACAGUCAGCCCAGCAACUCUCCCUAUAACCCCUGCUAGCACUGUCACACAACUGCCUCUCACAGAUGUCUCCACCCUAGCUAAAGGUCUUGUUAAGAAGUAUGGACAUAAUUUUCUACAGCUUAAGAAUCUUGUUGUUCCAGAAGGUGGUCGGGCGUCAUUGGAUUCAAAGCACAUAAAAGUAAACCUCGAUUUUAAGAAACUUGGUAUCCGCCAGUCUCAGAUUAUCUUUAGGAUUGAAGAGCAGCCCGUGCAUGGUCAACUUAGGCUCGAUGUAGACCAAGAACAGGCAGAGAAUACAUUCAGCAUGUUGGAUUUGUGGCACGGCAGAGUGAUGUACAUCCACGGAGGAUCUGAAGACCCCCAAGACUUCUUUAUGUUCUCUGUGUUCUCCAGUAGCAGAAAGGAGGUUCCAGGCUAUCUAAAGGGACACAAGUUGUACCGAUAUAAUGUCAGUGUCACGCCAACCAACGAUGCCCCUGAAUUGAGUCUACCCGAAGGGAAUCUGUUUAUUCUUCUAGAGAACUCCAGGAAGAAGCUGACCACUGAUGUUCUGAAAGCCGUAGACAUUGAUAGCAAUUAUACAGAUCUUGUUUACUCUGUAUUAGGCAAUCUUAAUGCUGAUGCUGGGUAUUUGGAAAAUGAAGACAAUCCGGGUACACCUGUAACCUCUUUUUCUCACUCGUCCCUUAUAGAGGGAAAGAUCAAUUAUGUCCAUACAGGGGUGAGGAACUCCAGGAUUGUGCUGAGAGUAAGCGAUGGAGAGAAAGUGAGUAACACAGUGGUCCUCAGAAUCAUGGCAGUGGGAUUGGAGUAUAAAAUCUCUAAUAACACUGGCCUGGAAGUCAGUCAAGGGGAGAUGUUUCUGUUAAGCAACAACCAACUCGCAGUCUGGACAAAUACAGUAAAGCAGAUGGUUGAUAUUCGUUAUGAUGUGAUUGAGCCACCAAAAUUUGGUGAACUUCAAAGGCUUCACUCAAAUGGAGAGUGGAAGGUCACCAGUUCGUUUUCUCAACGAGUUCUUGAAAAGGAGCGCUUGCGUUACCUUAACACUUACCAGUCCAUCCAAACAAGUAAAAGCACGGAUCACUUCAAAUGUAAAGUCACUGUGGCUUCCAGAGCUACAGAGGAGUUGGUGUUUCCCAUUAGAGUAAAGUGGAUUAACUACACAUUGGAGAAGAAUGAAGCCAUAGAGCUGGAUAAAAUUACAACGGCUGUAAUUGACUCCCAGAAUCUAUAUGCAACAGCACACGGUGUAACUUUGUCUGAGGAUGAGCUUAGUUUCAGAUUGUUGACUGUACCAACAAGAGGAACGCUUUUAAUGAGUAAUACCAAGUUGGAUGUCAAUUCUACAUUUUGUCAAAGGAACAUCACCGAUCUAAAAGUAGAAUACAGACUUGUGAAAAGAUCGUUUGAGGAUACCAGCGAUGAAUUUGCAUUUCAGAUAGUCUCCAAGCAUGCACAUUCCAGUAGUCACAUUUUCAAAAUCAACAUUAAAGCAGAUGUUAACAGCAUUUUUAUGAAAAACAAUGGGUUGGCGCUUCUUGAAGGUGAAAGUAAGCUUAUCACAAAAGAUGACUUGUUUGCCGAAACUCUUAGCACUAGAGAUAUACACUACACUGUCACGAAGGCUCCACGGCAUGGCAAGCUAACACGAAUCAACUCGUCCAACUCUACAAAAGAGUUUUACAAUAUUCUUUCAUUUACCAAUCAGGACAUUCUAGAGGAACGUAUCAUGUAUGUUCACGAUGACAGUGAAACAAAUCUUGAUAGUUUUACCUUUAUAGCCUCCAAAAGUCCACUUACUAAGAAUACUAUGAUAGAAAAUGACAUUGGCCCCAAAGAGGGCAUCUUCAACAUCUCCAUACAGUUGGUGAAUGAUGAAAAACCCAUUCGCAUCGUAGACAAGGUUUUCCACGUUGUCAAAAAUGGACAGAGAUUACUUACCCUCGACGAUCUCCGUUACCAUGAUGCCGACUCAGACUUCAGUGACGGGCAGCUAGUCUACACCCGUCGAGGUAUCCCAAUAGGGGACUUGGUUCUUGCAAAUGACACUUCACAGAAGCUAUACCAGUUCUACCAGGAAGACUUGGAACAGAAACGGGUGUUGUUUAUUCACCACGGGAUGAAUUCCGGUCGCUUUGUCCUCUUUGUAUCGGAUGGCAAACACUAUGUUUCCUCCCUUUUGGAUAUUAGCGCCCAGGAUGCUUAUUUGAAAGUUGGCAACAACACAGGUCUUUUGGUUCAGAAAGGGCAAGUCAAGACCCUUAGCUAUGCUAACUUCAGUGUGGAUACAAACCUUGACAUCCGAAAUGACAACGAAAUCAUAUUCAGUAUUCAAGAGGCUCCAAAAAAUGGCCGUCUAUAUUUAAAAGGCAGUCAAAUGGAGUCAUUCACCCAGCGUGACCUGAGGAACGGCGACUUGUCUUAUCACCAUGACAACAGCAAAAAUCUGGCUGACGUUUUUACGCUCCAAGUGGAAGCAAAGGGAUUUAAGUGUGACGCACAAAUUAAUGUGAAGGUGUACCUGGAAAGCCAUCAAAGGCCACCUGUUGUCCUUCAUAAUAAAAUUUUAAUAGUAGAAGAAGGAAAACCAGUAAAGAUUGAGAGCAGUAAACUUAAGGUGACACAUGAAGCUAAUUCACCCGCAGAAAUAAGCUUCACUGUCAAAGUUCCUCCAUCUUAUGGAUAUCUGCGGCUUUUUCUUGAGGACCAGUACCAGGGUACAGAGGAGGACCAGUUGGUAAUCUUUUCCCAGCAGGAUGUUAAUGCUGGCAACAUUCAGUAUGUACAGGUCGCACCUGACCAGACGAAUGAUUCAUUCACUUUAGAGGCCAGCAAUGGGGUUGCAGAGGUCAGUGACAUAAUCGUGUCUGUGGAUAUUAUCCCACGCCUCAUACCCAUUGAGGUGUCUAAUAUCACACUGAAGGAAGGGGCAUCUAAAGCUCUCACUGAGGUGAUCAUCAAAGUCACCAACCCACAUUUCACCGGGCUUAAUUUUGUAUACUAUGUCUCUGAGGGACCCCUGCACGGCCGCAUCGAGAAUUCACGCUUCCCGGGGAUACCCACAACCUACUUUACAAGGAAACAGGUGGAGCAGGAGUUUAUAUAUUAUGUCCAUGACAACACAGAAACUUUAGAGGACAGCUUCACUAUCACUGCAAAUGACACAGAGCUGAGAAAACAUAGUGCACCAUGGACUGUUUAUGUGCAGGUCAUAGCCAUCAACGAUGAGUCUCCGGUCAUUACUGCCAACAAGGUCCUCCGGGUGUGGGUGGACUCAAUCACAGAGAUCACCCCUGAAGAUCUGAAUGCUGAGGAUGAGGACACGCCGCCUGAACAACUGGAGUACAUCAUUACCCAACCUAGCAAUGGUCAUCUGGCCCUCAAGAGCGCCCCCAACAGGCCAAUUAUGAACUUUACUCAAGCUCACAUUGUUCACCGGCAGCUGCUUUUUGUGCAUAAUGGUGCUAUGGCAGGUGGUUUCAACUUUCAAGUAAACGAUGGUGUGAACUUUGCCCCUAGGCAAAUAUUCAGUGUUAUGGCCCGUGCCCUGGUUCUUACUCUAGAGAAGGCUGGACCUCUUAAUGUGUUUCCAGGCUCUUUAUCUUUGAUCUCAAAAGAUCUUCUUCAUGCAGUAACAAAUGACGAUAGCAGUGCCUCAAAUCGAACCAUUCACUUCACUGUGAUCACUCCUCCAAAAUUUGGAAAACUGGUCAGUGUGCAAGCAGACAGGUCCACAGCAGAAAUUUCAUCUUUCACACAACAAAUGGUGGAUGAGGGUGAAAUCGCAUAUGAGCAAAGUCAUGCGACUUCUUUGGGAUGGGCAGCACUAGACAAGUUUACAUUUACGGUGUCAUCUCCUCCUGCUACCCUUGAAACCCAGACGUUCGACAUCGACAUUUCUUAUGAACAUGUUGGAUCUGAGCGAAGCUCUGUGCUCCUCAAAAAUAAAGCUGUGCAGGUAACUGAGGGAGACAAGGUGUUAAUUGACAAAUCGAUGCUGGAUGCAUCCAACCUCAUGACUAAACUGCCUGAAUCUAAGCACAGCUCUUAUGAGGUUUGGUACCAGGUCACAUCUCUGCCACGGCAUGGUGUCAUCAUCGUCGGGGAGCGAAAUCUCACCAAAGAAAAACCAAAUUUCUCUCAGUACAUUCUUAACAAGUAUGGAAUCACAUAUCAUCAUGACAACUCUGAGACCAUCUAUGACAAUUUCGACUUUGACGUCUUUCUCAACCUAAAGAGCAAACCACCAAACCGCCCCUUAGAUGACUCUGAGAUAGUGUCCGAAUCUUUCAAUAUCACUAUUAUCCCUGUAAACGAUCAGCCACCGGUUCUGAAGACCAAAGCCCCCAGCCUUAAAGUUGUUCAGGGUGACACCGUUGCUAUUGGACCCAACAAUCUAAAUGUUGUAGACUUAGAUAAUCCACCCAGUGAAAUCCAGUACACCGUGAUUAGCAAACCUAGCAAUGGUUUCCUCGCUAUCGCAGGGCACUUGGUGGAUGCCUUCUCUCAAGCUCAGAUUAAUAACGGAGAGCUGUUCUUUGUCCAUGAUGGCAGCCCAGCAUCUGGGGCGUUCUACUUCAGCGUGACCGAUGGCCAUCAUCGUCCGUUAUAUAAACUCUUCAACCUGGAUGUAAUCGAGAUCACUGUUUCACUUGUUAACAACACAGAAGUGCUACUGGACCAAGGACAGACCUCUGUGGCACUCACACAGUCACACUUAGCUGCAGUCACCAACGGUAAAAACACUACAGUUCAUUAUAAAAUUACAAUACCUCCGCAGUAUGGCAGACUUCUACUUGAUAAUGAGGAAGUCACAGUUUUUAAUCAAGGUGAUCUCCAGGUGCAAAAGCUAAGCUACCACAUGAUCAAUCUUUCAUCUUCCUAUGAUAACUUUGAGUUUACUGCUUUCACAUCAGAGGCAAAUCUAAGCAAUCAAGUAGUUAAUAUAACAGUGAAGCCACUCAUUAAGUACACAAAAGGGGCAAAGUUUGCAAAUGGAAUUCGAAAUAAGCUGAAGCCAGAUUUUCUGAAUGUCUCUGAACUGGCUUUGAUGAGCAGUAGUGACCCAUUGUUUGAAAUUACAUCACAUCCAGAACAUGGCAGGGUUAUCAGGACAACCAACAACAAGGGAAGGGAAGCCGAAUCUGUGGAGUCUUUCACUUUCGGCGAAUUAAAGCAGAAGAAACUGGCCCUUGAGUUCAAGGCGAACCUGACGGGACUCCAGGAAUUAAACGACUCAUUUGAAUUUGUGCUUAAAGCCGACAACGUCCAACCUGCCAGAGGGAUUUUCCCCUUUUGCAUUGUACCCUAUGUUCCUACGCUUGAGAUGUCAACGGUCUCAAUGUCCACAAUCAGACCUGUUUUUUAUAACCAGACAAUUACAAUGGGCCUUGCCCCUACCUCUACAUCUUCCACCGUGAGGCAGACUCAACAAGCGACCAAGUCUGUGUCCAAGUUAAAAAAUCGUAAUCGAUGGGGUAACUCAAACAGCAAUGACGUACAUACCACUAUCCCUAAACCAACGCAAGGGAAGGAGGAGAUUUAUCCAAUAAAUAAUACCCCAGUGAAAGUGGAAUCAGUAACCCAGACGGACUCCUCAAACUCAACGAUCAUCCUUUUGCCUCUGCUUGCUGUUCUUCUUCUGCUCAUCAUUGUUGUUGUGUUGACGCUGCUCUUAAGGCGGAACCGGAGGAAGAGCAAAUCAGUUCGUUCACAACCAACAGAGGAUCCAUCCAUUCAGGAUCAGCCCAAGUGGAGUGCCUCCGUCCCCAUUGUAACCGUCACUCCUCUUGAUCCAAGAAACCCUGGAAGUUCUCCCAUUACCAGACUGCAGACCAGAGGUGAAAACCCAUAUGACCAGGCCAUGUCUCUGUGCUCUUUUGAAAACCAGGAGCCAGAAUUUUCAACACUUUGCAGGACCCCAAACCCAACCCUACGAAACAAUCAGUACUGGGUGUGACCUAUGACCUUAGUGUGUACAGACCUAUUUAAGCUUAACAUUCAUCACUGUAUUGGAACUAUGCUGAUGACUGAUGUUGGAUUUUCUGUGUUUUACAGAGGGAAUUGGUAUUUAUAACAUUUGUUAGUGUAUGUAACACUUGGGUAAAGGGCAGUUGUAGCCUAGUGGUUAGGGUAGGCAACGUCGGUCCUGGAGUGCCGAUGUCCUGCAGAGUUUAGCUCCUGGUCUAAUCAAGCACACCUGAACAACUAAUCAAGGUUGAAAGUCACAUGAAAAAUACAGGUAGGGAAGGUUUUAUCACGGUUGGAACUCAAAUCUGCAGGACAUCGGCACUCCAGGACCAUCGUUGCCUACCCCUGGGUUAGAGUAUCAGGCUUGUAACCCGGGAGUUGGCGAUUCAAGGUUCACGACUGGCAGGUUGCCCUUGAGCAAGGCACCUUAACUCCAAUUGCUCUCCGGGCACUGCGGUGAUAGCUGCCCACUGCUUCGGGUGUGUUUACUAUUCAUUGGAUGGGUUAAAUACAAAGGUCACAUUCCAGGUACAGGUUACCAUACAUUGGCAAAUACGUCACUUUCACUUUUAUUUCUGAGGUGCCACAUUGCUGCAGGUUUAUUAAACAAUCAAUGCAAUUAAUGCCUGUUGGUUUUUGGAUAUAUUUUGCAUGCAUUUACAUACAGCAAUAAGAACAGCCCUGGUGUUAUACAAAAUGACACAACAAAUGUUCCUCUGUAAAACUAAUUUGUUAGUUGAAGAUGCUGGUGUUGUUAUUAAAGUUACUUGCUGAUUAUUUAAUAAUUGGAAGUUAUAUUAGAAAUCAUUCUGACAAUAGUAUUUUAAAUGUAUUAAGUUAUUUUUGUUGCUAUUUGUUAUAUACAUAUAUUGUUAUAUAUAUGUCAUUUUAUGGCCAACUAUUAUGCAAAAUCAACUGUGGACAUAAAUGUGUGUUGGCAGUGUGUAAACACAACCACAAUACAAUAACAAAAUCCACCAGUUCCUUUUUUUAAACUCCAUUAAACCAAAGCAGUCUCAUUAGACAUGCCAUUUUGAUUCUCUUGUUAAAGCAACACUAUGUAGUUUUUUUACCUUUAAAUAAUGUCUCUAAAAUUAUUUCAGUGAUAGAACAACUUUUAACUGGACAAAUUGUACUGUUGCUGCAACCUGAGCAGCCUCCUAGCUGCUACAAGCACACUCUGAAAGUGGUGGUGGAGGGUAGGAAACACAGCCCCGACCCUCCCCCUGCCUGCAGAAGAGUGUCUGAUACCAGGCACUGUUGCGCUUUUCAACCACAUGGGGGAGCUGUAAGUCAUUUUUACAUGGAAACUACAUAGUGUUGCUUUAAUAUGACAUCUGAUAAAGCCUCGCCUACAGCCACUGACUGACAGUCCUGCAUUACCAUAGUUUUCGCCCUCAGCGAGUUGUCAAUAUCCACCCUAUCCCAAUAGGGAGAUGUUGUAUAAUAUUGCAUUUUGGACAUGCUAUAAUAAAUGAUCUGUGGGGUAUUUUGAGCUGAAACUUCACAAUCACAUUCUGGGCACAUAAUAAGACUUAUAUUACAUAUUGUAAAAAUCUGUGCCCUUUAAGUUAGUUUUGUUAGAAAUAUCUUUUGCGUCUACCUCAGGUCAAAUGCCCUCAAUAGGUCAUAAUAAAGUUGAAAAAUAUUUAAAUGAAAUGUGACAUGAUUUUUUUGGGAAAACAUUAUGCGGUACUAUGUCUUUAUAAAUGUAUAAUAUUUUAAGCUUUAAGGAUGUUUAUUAUCGAUUCACAAAUUGUAUAUCUGGCACUGAUAUACUCACACUGUAGGUAGAAACGUGUGGUGUGCACAAUUUAAUGGCAUAAGUGUUGUAUAUAUUUUGGGUAUGUUUUAUUGAUUCAUUUUGUGUGUAAUAAUUUAACGUUUUAAUACUCUCAGGAAGUAAUACUAUACAUGGAGGUUGUAACACUUUAAAUAAUGAUGCAAUAUGUUAAAACCACUGGAUUCCUGGCACUUAUUUCCUUUUAUGGUACAUUUAAACACUGUAUUACUUGAAUUAAUCUACAUUAGGUGUAGUAAUUCAACCAGCUGUGGUCAAGAGUGAAUUUAUCAUUUUAUUUCACUACAUUUAGGCAUGUGGUGUGGUAUUUGCAGCUAUCAAUUAUGCUGUAUGUAGCAUUGUAACAUUUCUCUGCCCACUGUGACCUCUGUACUAAAUGGUAAUGUGAUUUCUAGUUUCACUGAAUAUAGAUAUCAUAAAGGUUGGUGCUCAGACUGAAUAUACUUCAUCUAUAGCAUGUUCAGUAUUUUUGAUCAUUGUAUAUUUUUCCUUAUGUAAGAGUCAUUUAUAUAAUACACUGAAUAUGUAUACUUGACUGUCAAUAA